This is a messenger RNA of Halteromyces radiatus, 800 nucleotides long. RefSeq lists its product as uncharacterized. Bases 159 to 416 code for a protein of 85 amino acids. NCBI's taxonomy places the organism in Eukaryota, Fungi, Mucoromycota, Mucoromycetes, Mucorales, Cunninghamellaceae. The transcript has 4 exons. The record is from RefSeq and is a predicted model, not a curated record.
UUACCUGGUUAUGACUCUUCUAAUGGUUUGGAACUGGUUGGAAUGACAAGAAUGGAGGUAAGACAUAGAUUAAGGAACUAAUCGUUUUUCUUUUUUUUUUUACAGGUACUUUUGAAGAUAUUUUUUUUUUCUUUCUACUUGGUUGGUUAUUUUCUCUAAUGGUAUGGUGUGUCUCUCACUCUCUUUGGUAUGGUGUCUCUCUCUUGCUCUUCUCUGUAAUGUUUGUGUGGUCUCUUCGUCUCUUUUUUUACUUGGUUGGUCUCUCUCUUUCCGUUUCCUUCAUCUGUCUCUCGUUGUCAUGGUAUUUUCUUCCAGAAUCCUUUACUACGUGGUUAGUCCUUAUCUUUUUUUUUUGUUUCUUCUUAUUUGAUUGGUCUCUUCCAUGUUUGAUGGUCUCAUUCUGUUUUUCUACUUGAUUGGCAUCUCUGUCUCCAUUAGUAUUAUUAUUAUUAUCAUUGUCAUUAUUAUCACCAGUAUUGUAUAUAUUAUUUAUAUUGUUGGUAUUUAGUUACUUUUUUUCUUUAUUCCCUUUCUUUUCUCCUGUAAAAAUACUCUUUUAUUUAAAUAAAAUGUUUGAUUAUUUAAAUUAUCCUGCUAUGGUGUUUUGUGUCUGUACCUAUUGCUACUAUCUAUUAUUGUGAUGAUUUAAUAAAAUGUAUCUUUGAGUGUAUCAUGUAGUGAAGUGUAUGAUAUGCUCUACUGUAUCAUCAACGAUAUCGUUAUUUUCGUUAAGAGAGAAGAUGAACAAUCAACAGUAUACAGGUACAACUUGCUAUUGUCAUGGGUGGUGAUGAUGAUUG